AUGAGGACAAAGAACGCAAAAUAUGAGGCAGAAGCAGAGGGAAACAAACGAUUAGAACCUGGCAAAACACAGAGGCAAGGAAAUCCGAAUGAGAAAGAAGAAGAACAUGAUGAAGGAAGAAACGCCGGAUUCGCCGACGCAAACCUUACCGGUAGCAUCGGCCCAGGCUCCCCUGACACCAGUAGCAUCGUCUCCUACACCGGGGGCAUCGCCUUCGACAUCGGGAGCAUCGCCUUCGGUAGCAUCGCCUCCAACACCGGGAGCAUCGCCUCCGGUAGCAUCACCCCCGGCACCUGGAGUAUCGCCUCCGACACCGGGAGUAUCGCCUCCGGUAGCAUCACCGCCGGCACCGGGAGCAUCGCCUCCGACACCGGGAGCAUCACCUCCGGUAGCAUCGCCUCCGACACCGGGAGCAUCGCCUCCUGUAGCAUCGCCUCCGACACCAGGAGCUUCACCUCCGACACCGGGAGCAUCACCUCCGGUAGCAUCGCCUCCGACACCGGGAGCAUCGCCUCCGGUAGCAUCACCCCCGACACCGGGAGCAUCGCCUCCGACACCGGGAGCAUCACCUCCGGUAGCAUCGCCCCCGACACUGGGAGCAUCGCCUCCGGUAGCAUCGCCGCCAACACAGGUAGCAUCGCCUCCGACACCAGGAGCAUCGCCUCCGGUAGCAUCGCCCCCAACACCGGGAGCAUCGCCUCCGACACCAGGAGCUUCACCUCCGACGCCGGGAGCAUCGCCUCCGGUAGCAUCGCCCCCAACACCGGGAGCAUCGCCUCCGACACCAGGAGCAUCACCUCCGACGCCGGGAGCAUCGCCCCCAACACCGGGAGCUUCACCUCCGACACCGGGAGCAUCGCCCCCAACACCGGGAGCUUCACCUCCGACACCGGGAGCAUCGCCCCCAACACCGGGAGCUUCACCUCCGACACCGGGAGCAUCGCCUCCUGUAGCAUCGCCCCCAACACCGGGAGCUUCACCUCCGGUAGGAUCGCCUCCAACACCGGGAGCAUCGUCACCGACACAGCAUCGCCUCCGGUAGCAUCGCCCCCAACACAGGUAGCAUCGCCUCCGACACCAGGAGCAUCGCCUCCGGUAGCAUCGCCCCCAACACCGGGAGCAUCGCCUCCGACACCAGGAGCUUCACCUCCGACACCGGGAGCAUCGCCUCCUGGAGCAUCGCCCCCAACACCGGGAGCUUCACCUCCAGUAGCAUCGCCUCUGACACCGCGAGCAUCACCCCCGACACCGGGAGCAUCGCCUCCGACACCGGGAGCAUCGCCUCCUGUAGCAUCGCCCCCAACACCGGGAGCUUCACCUCCGGUAGCAUCGCCUCCGACACCGGGAGCAUCGCCUCCGGUAGCAUCGCCCCCAACACCGGGAGCAUCGCCUCCGACACCAGGAGCUUCACCUCCGACACCGGGAGCAUCGCCUCCUUUAGCAUCGCCCCCAACACCGGGAGCUUCACCUCCGGUAGCAUCGCCUCCGACACCGGGAGCAUCGCCCCCGACACAGGCAGCAUUUCCUCCGACACCGGGAACAUCGCCCCCGACACCGGGAGCAUCGCCUCCGACACCGGGAGCAUCACCUCCGGUAGCAUCGCCCCCGACACUGGGAGCAUCGCCCCCAACACAGGUAGCAUCUCCUCCGACACCAGGAGCAUCGCCUCCGAUAGCAUCGCCCCCAACACCGGGAGCAUCGCCUCCGACACCAGGAGCUUCACCUCCAACACCGGGAGCAUCGCCUCCUGUAGCAUCGCCCCCAACACCAGGAGCAUCGCCUCCGGUAGCAUCGCCCCCAACACCGGGAGUAUCGCCUCCGACACCAGGAGCUUCACCUCCGACACCGGGAGCAUCUCCUCCUGUAGCAUCGCCCCCAACACCGGGAGCUUCACCUCCGGUAGCAUCGCCUCCGACACGGGGAGCAUCGCCCCCAACACAGGUAGCAUCGCCUCCGACCCCAGGAGCAUCGCCUACGGUAGCAUCGCCCCCAACACCGGGAGCAUCGCCUCCGACACCAGGAGCUUCACCUCCGACACCGGGAGCAUCGCCUCCGACACCGGCAGCAUCGCCUCCGGUAGCAUCGCCCCCAACACCGGGAGCUUCACCUCCGACACCGGGAGCAUCGCCUCCGACACCGGGAGCAUCGCCUCCGGUAGCAUCACCCCCGACACCGGGAGCAUUGCCUCCGACACCAGGAGCAUCACCUCCGGUAGCAUCGCCCCCGGCACUGGGAGCAUCGCCUCCGGUAGCAUCGCCCCCAACACAGGUAGCAUCGCCUCCGACACCAGGAGCAUCGCCUCCGGUAGCAUCGCCCCCAACAACGGGAGCAUCGCCUCCGACACCAGGAGCUUCACCUCCGACACCGGGAGCAUCGCCUCCUGUAGCAUCGCCCCCAACACCGGGAGCUUCCCCUCCGGUAGCAUCGCCUCCGACACCGGGAGCAUCGCCUCCGGUAGCAUCACCCCCGACACCGGGAGCAUCGCCUCUGACACCAGGAGCAUCGCCUCCUGUAGCAUCGCCCCCAACACCGGGAGCUUCACCUCCGACACCGGGAGCAUCGCCACCGACACAGGUAGCAUCGCCUCCGACACCGGGAGCAUCGCCACCGACACAGGUAGCAUCGCCUCCGACACCGGGAGCAUCGCCUCCGGUAGAUUCACCUCCGACACCGGGAGCAUCGCCUCCUGUAGCAUCGCCCCCAACACCGGGAGCUUCACCUCCGGUAGCAUCGCCUCCGACACCGGGAGCAUCGCCACCGACACAGGUAGCAUCGCCUCCGGCACCGGGAGCAUCGCCUCCGAUACCGGGAGCAUCGCCCCCAACACCGGGAGCAUCGCCUCCGGUAGCAUCGCCUCCGAAACCGGGAGCGUCGCCUUCGGUAGGAUCGCCCCCGGUACCGGUAGCAUCGCCUCCGACACCGGGAGCAUCGCCUCCGUUAGCAUCGCCCCCGACACAGGUAGCAUCGCCACCAACACCGGGAGCAUCGCCACCGGUAGCAUUGCCUCCGAUACCGGGAGCAUCGCCUCCGGUAGCAUCGCCCCCAACACCGGUAGCAUCGCCUCCUGUAGCAUCGCCCCCAGUAGCGGGAGCAUCGCCUCCGCAUCGCCACCUCCACCUGUAA
This is a messenger RNA of Lolium rigidum, 3123 nucleotides long. Its product is annotated as basic proline-rich protein-like. Bases 1 to 3123 code for a protein of 1040 amino acids. The transcript has 4 exons. The record is from RefSeq and is a predicted model, not a curated record. Lineage: Eukaryota; Viridiplantae; Streptophyta; Magnoliopsida; Poales; Poaceae.